Molecule: messenger RNA, 3142 nt
Organism: Phacochoerus africanus (Common warthog)
Lineage: Eukaryota; Metazoa; Chordata; Mammalia; Artiodactyla; Suidae
Gene: INCENP
Product: inner centromere protein
Exons: 19
Coding region: 183-2834 (883 amino acids)
Biological process (GO): meiotic spindle midzone assembly; positive regulation of protein serine/threonine kinase activity; metaphase chromosome alignment
Cellular component (GO): midbody; nucleus; meiotic spindle midzone
Molecular function (GO): protein serine/threonine kinase activator activity
Source: RefSeq, a predicted model, not a curated record
UCUUCAGUUUUGAAAAUCGUAGAGUUGGCCCGCGCUGCACCGCCCGGUGGCUUCCCUGCAGCCGCGAGCCCUGGAGGCCUGGAGCGGUGGGACUUAAGCGGGCUAGGGUGUGUGCUGGGAAGGUCGCCGGACUUGGACCGGAGCAGCACUUCGGAGACGCCGUGCAGUCGAACAGAGCCACCAUGGGGACCACAGCCCCAGGGCCCGUUCACCUGCUGGAGCUGUGUGACCAAAAGCUCCUGGAGUUUGUCUGCAACGUGGACAAUAAGGACUUGGUGUGGCUGGAGGAGAUUGAGGAGGAGGCCGAGCGCAUGUUCACCAGAGAAUUCAGCAAAGAGCCCGAGUUGAUGCCCAAAACACCUUCUCAGAAGAACCGACGGAAGAAGAGACGGAUUUCUUAUGUUCAGGACGAAAACCGAGACCCCAUCCGGAAAAGGUUAUCCCGCAGAAAGACUCGGAGCAGCCAGCUGAGCUCCUGGCACCUCCGCAGCAAGGACAAGGUGGAGAAGCUGGCCACAGUGGUGGCAGAAAACGGCUCCGUCCUGCGGCGGGUGACCCGUGCUACGGCCGCCGCUGCUGCGGCCACUGCGGCAAUGACGGCGAUGGCCCCCGAGUCUCCCACGACGCUGACCAAGAAGCCCAGGGAUAGCCUGGCCCCGUGCCCGCUGGUGCCCAUGGUGGAGAUAGGUGCCAGUGAGCGCCGGAGCGCCGAGCAGCACCUCAGCCAGCUCCACCCUGCCCAGGCCCCGGCCUCUACAGAUGAGGACUCAACGCCCAAGAAGUCAGAGGCCAGCAGACCGGAGCCCGUCACCGUGAGCUCCCUGAUGACCACACCCCAGGGCCCCAAGGGCCGAGGGGUCGGAGCAGGGCGCUCCGCCUCCAAGCUCCGGAUCGCCGUGGCCUCCCCGGGCCCGCAGGACUCGCCUGGCUCUCCAGCCUCCCCGUGGCAGGAGCGGGUGCUGGCGCCCAUCCUGCCAGAUAAUUUCUCCACGCCCACGGGCUCCCGCGUGGACCGGCGGUCAGUGCGGCGCAGCCUGAUCACCCCGGGCUCCCAGGUCUUGCCGGCCCAGCAGUCCGCCCAGGUUUCCAAAGAGCAGAGCACCGUCCGAAGAUCAAGCCGAAGGAUUGCCAAGAAGGCCACCAAAGAGCCGGCUGCUUCUGCCCGCAUCAUCUGCCACAGUUACCUGGAGAGGCUCCUGAAUGUUGAGGUGCCCCAGAAAGUCAGCCCCAAGGCAAAGGAGCCCAGCGAGGAAGCUGAGCCUGAGGUGGUGGCCCAGCCGGAGGUCCCCAAGAACAAUGACAGCACCUUGCGGCUCCGCAGUGCCACCAAGAUCGCCAUCAGCACGCCCGGCUCGCAGCCUGCAGCAGGCACGCCCUCCGAAGGGCAGCAGGAGGCCAGGACCGACCAAGCAGAUGGCCCCAAGGAGCCACCCCAGAGUGUCAGGAGGAAGCGCAGCUACAAGCAGGCGGUGAGCGAGCUGGAUGAGGAGCAGCAGCUGGAGGAUGAGGAGCUGCAGCCGCCCAGGAGCAAGACCCCGUCCCCGCCCUGUCCCGCCAGCAAGGUGGUGCGGCCCCUCCGGACCUUCCUGCACACCGUGCAGAGGAACCAGAUGCUCAUGACCCCGACCUCGACCCCGCACAGCAGCAUCAUGAAAUCCUUCAUUAAGCGCAACACCCCCCUGCGCGUGGACCCCAAGAGCAGCUUCGUUGAGAAGGAGCGGCAGCGCCUGGAGAACCUGCGGCGGAAGGAGGAGGCCGAGCAGCUCCGCAGGCAGAAGGUGGAGGAGGACAAGCGGCGGCGGCUGGAGGAGGUGAAGCUGAGGCGUGAGGAGCGCCUUCGCAAGGUGCUGCAGGCCCGGGAGCGGGUGGAGCAGAUGAAGGAGGAGAGGAAGAAGCAGAUCGAGCAGAAGUUUGCUCAGAUCGACGAGAAGACAGAAAAGGCCAAGGAGGAGCGGCUGGCCGAGGAGAAGGCCAAGAAGAAGGCAGCGGCCAAGAAGAUGGAGGAGGUGGAGGCGCGCAGGAAGCAGGAGGAGGAGGCGCGGCGGCUCAGGUGGCUGCAGCAGGAGGAGGAGGAGCGGCGCCACCAGGAGCUGCUGCAGAAGAGGAAGGAGGAGGAGCAGGAGCGGCUGCGGAAGGCGGCCGAGGCCAAGAGGCUGGCGGAGCAGCGCGAGCAGGAGCGGCAGCUGGCGGAGCAGCGCGAGCAGGAGAGAAAGAGGGAGCAGGAGCGGCAGCUGGCGGAGCAGGAGCGGCGGCGGGAGCAGGAGCGGCUCCAGGCCGAGAGGGAGCUGCAGGAGAAGGAGAGGGCCCUGCGGCUGCAGAAGGAGCGGCUGCAGAAGGAGCUGGAGGAGAAGAAGAAAAAGGAAGAGCAGCAGCGCCUGGCUGAGCAGCGGCUGCAGGAGGAGCAGGAGAAGAAAGCCAGGGAGGCCGCAGCGGCCAGCAAGAGCCUGAACGUGACCGUGGACGUGCAGUCUCCAGCUUGUACCUCGUAUCAAAUGACUCCCCAGGGGCACAGAGCGCCCCCCAAGAUCAACCCGGAUAACUACGGGAUGGAUCUGAACAGUGACGACUCCACCGAUGAUGAGGCCCAUCCCCGGAAGCCCAUCCCCAACUGGGCCAGAGGCACCCACCUCAGCCAGGCCAUCAUCCACCAGUACUACCACCCCCCGAACCUUCUGGAGCUCUUCGGAACCAUCCUCCCGCUGGACCUGGAGGACAUCUUCAAGAAGAGCAAGCCCCGCUACCAUAAGCGCACCAGCUCCGCCGUGUGGAACUCGCCGCCCCUCCAAGGCGCCAGGCUCCCCGGCAGCCUGGCCUACAGCCUGAAGAAGUACUGAGGCCAGGGGCCCUCUCGGCGGGCUCGGCCUGUGUCUGUGUCUGUCUGUCCGCGUCUCUGUUGGUGUGGUGCCCUCCUGCCUGGGGUCCUGUCGCUGAGGGUUUGGGCCCGUGUAUAUAGGCGUCUUGAGUGCUGCGAGUGGAAAGCGACCCGGGCCUGUCGGGAGGCUGAGCUUGGUGGGUGUUUGGGCAGAACCAGGCCCAGCCCCGUCUGGUCUGCUGACAGCACUGUGUACAUAGACUGUGAUGAUUCAGCUGCGUUUUAGCCUCUAGUGUUUGAGAGCUAGAUUAAUAAAGUCUGUUCCUUCAA